CCUCUCCUGUGUGGGAGACUUGCAGAAGGCCAGGCCCACUCCAGAGCUGUGAGUGUCCCCCUCCACUGUCCCAGCAGGAUGCAGCAGGACCUGUGUGUCCUCAGCAGCGUGGCUUCCUCAGCACAAAGCCCUUAGCACGGGUGCUUGCAGAGAAGUGGGUGCACUUGGGUGGAUUUGAGCAGUCUCCUGCGUUUGUGGCUGUGCUUGGAGUGCAAAACCCUUCCGAGGGUGAUGGAGCACUGCUUAUGGCUUGGCGUCUUGUCUCUUCUUGUGUAGUCUUGUGUGUGUGGACAAGAAUGUGGCUUCUCCCAAACUCUAUGUCCUGGAGCCAUGGAUUGCUGACCUCUUGGUGAACUACGAGCAAGUGGAUGAGCGUGAGAAUUUCCUGGCUGGGCAGGUGGUGCGGGUCUUGAGUGACUCGAGUGCAGCUGGCCAGCCUGGGCUGCUCCAGGACGCUGUGGUGCAGGUCUCUGAUGGAUCCUGCUACAUCCGUGUGGUCAUUACAGCCGAGGCUCUGCAGGCAGAGGAAAAGUGGGUUCCACCAUGGCUUGGCGUGGCUGGGACAGCAGUUCUGCACAGCUGCUGGGAGCACCUGGGGCUCCUGCCUGCUCUUGUCUCAGGAGGACUGCGAGUUUUACCUCACGGCCCAGCAGUUCAUCGUGCUGCCCAUGCAGAGGCAGAGGAUGGAAUCACCUGAUGGGAACCAGAACCCCUCUGUGAUGAAGAAGAUAAAGGAGCUCUGGCUGAGGAAUCUUGCUGUGAGGAACGCUCCCAGCUCAGAGCCCUCUGUCUCUCAGCUGAUUGAUGCCAUAGGACAGAACCAGCUGGAGAUUUUGAAGGAACAUGCUGAGGAAUGCUUGGAUUUAUGGAAAUCAAAGGAGAAGCCAGUGACAGUGGAGGAUGAGGUUCCCAUCACCCAGUGGGAGGCAGAGCGCAAGAAGGAGCAGGGUGAGGAUGUUUUCAUGGUCCCAGUCAGUGCCCUGGUGAUCCCUCCUGAGGAGGAGGCAGUGGUUUGUGAUUCUUCUGAGGCAGUGUCUGCAGGGUACACAGAUACAAGCCAAGCAGCUCCUGGAAAGAGUAGUGAUGACAGGACAGUGCCAGGAGACCCAAGUGUUGUAUCUCAAAUCAGCUCCUGUCUCCAUAGCAGCAGUGCUCCAGCCCUUGGAUCAUCCUCAUGGCAUCCUAUGAACGCUCCAGAUCCCAUCCAGCCUUUAGUUUCCUCUACAGUUGGCUCAGCCCAUCUCCCUGGAUUGAGUGGAGGAGGUGCUGCAUCACCAACCUCGUCAGAUAGCCUGGAGGGAUCCCUGGACAACCCCUGGAAUGGGAUGCCCUCGUUGUCUUUGACCCCGAGCUCUUCAGAUGAGAAGACCUUUCAAUCUGACCCUCCCCUGAAGACCCAGAAAGAUGUGGCUGCUGACAGCAACACCACUGACCUACUGGAAGUGUGCAGCCAGAGCUCUGCUGAGGGCUCACCCCGGGGAGAGCCAGCACAGACCUCCUCUCCCUCCCUGCUCCGCUGCUACAGCCAUCCCAGUCUGGUGGAGAUCAGCACCAGUGAGGCAGCAUCAGCUGCAGAGGCAGCCUGGGAUGCUCUGUGUGCUGAUCAAAGCCUGCAGAGAUGCAGGGGCUCUCAGCCCACCCUGCCCACUCUUUCUCCAGCUUUCCCAGUCUUGCCCAGCAGCAGCUUGCAAUCGCCGCCUGGCAGGAUUCCUCACAGGGAGCAGGCCUGCUCCAGUGGCACAGCUUCCUCUGCAGAGGCGUUGAAGCCUGGACUGGCUCACACCAGGACAAAGGGAGGAGAGACUGUGGUUGCCAAGAGGAAGCUGGUGGAGGAAGAUGAGCAGGCCUGCAGUGAGCAGCAGCAUCUCCCAGGCACCUCGAAGCACAGGGGGAGAGGCACACGCAAGGGAUCGGUGCUCGGGAGCCCACAGGGUGCAAAGAAGAGCAGAAAGGAGACAGGGCUGCAAAAUAGAAAGGAGCUUGAGGAGGAAGAGGAGGAGGAGGAGGAAAUGGAGGAGGAGGAAGAGCAAGCAUCCCCUGCAGGAGCUGGGCCCAGCUCCAGGCCAGAGCAGUGCAGUGCUCGGGAGUCGUUCAUGGAGAGACCACCCCAGUACCAGUACGAGGCACCGAGCCCCGAGCUCUGCCAGCAGGUACAAUCUAUCAGGAUAUCAAAGGCAAUGCUGAUGUGGGCAUGCUGGAUGCUGACUGAGGAGGAGGAGGAGGAGGACGAGGACUCCUGAGCCCAGCCCAUC
Messenger RNA from Melozone crissalis (California towhee), 2252 nucleotides. RefSeq lists its product as uncharacterized. The record is from RefSeq and is a predicted model, not a curated record. The transcript has 13 exons. Gene Ontology annotation, cellular component: telomerase holoenzyme complex; chromosome, telomeric region; shelterin complex. Gene Ontology annotation, molecular function: telomeric repeat DNA binding. Bases 474 to 2240 code for a protein of 588 amino acids. Lineage: Eukaryota; Metazoa; Chordata; Aves; Passeriformes; Passerellidae. Gene Ontology annotation, biological process: telomere capping; telomere maintenance via telomerase.